GUCUUGGAAUACGUUUGGUGCCCUGUGCUCCCCUGCAGCGAAGAAGCAUCAGGUGCCAUGGACGUAUGGAGAUGGAUGCUAGCACUCUGCUUUUUCUCAGCUUCAUGUAAAGGCAUAAUCUUUGGAGUAGGUGAAUCCGGGGGAACAACAGAGUCUCUGAAAUAUACUUGCAAGACAUAUGGCAGUGGUGUCGUCCAGGCUUUCCGAAGUUCACCUUUCUACGUGCGCUCCAACUGUCCGUUCACCUUCGCCCGCUUCACCCACAACCGGGUUGAAUGUGACAUCAGCAUACGGCGCGGGCAAAAUGGUUUGCUGGAUCUAAUCGAGAUCAUCAUCAACAAGGUCAAGACCGUUGUGCAGAAUGGAACCAUCCGGGUCGAGAAGAACAGUAUUUCUCUUCCAUAUGACCACACUUACCAGCACAUAUUUCAGUAUGGCAUCUACACCAGGCUGAAGAGUUCAUUACUCCCUCUGACCGUCACCUGGCACACUGUGGUGGGAGGACUUGACAGUGUUUGGGUUGAGCUGGAGCAGGAGCUGAGUUCUGACCUGAGUGGACUCUGUUCAAUACAAAAUUCAGUGAGAAACCUCCAGGAGCUGGUGAGAAAGUGUUUGAUUGCUGACGUCACUUGCCACGUUCAGGACCUCCGGCCUCGCUUCAAUCCGCUCUGCAGGCAGUUCUUCUCACAAACAAUAGACUGUAUGACGUUCCAAACGCCUAAAUACAUCUCCCUCUGUGACGAGAACGCUUACUCCUACGAAGGCAGCAGCGACGUCAUGUGUGCUUUCUUCAAAGAGAUUGCGCUGAUGUGUGGAAAAAGAAGUUACAUUUGGAACCACUGGAGAGCUAUAACCAACUGUGCUACACCGACGUGUCCUGGAGACCUGGUUUACAUAGAGGAGGGUUCUCCCUUUGUGCCCACAUGCUCAAACCCAGACCCCAGAUUACCCGGCGUGGAGAACACCAGCUCCUGUGUCUGUCCUGCAGAUAAGGUGCUGAAUGAUCACGCUGACGAACAACAGUGCAUGGGUCUCCACGGUUGCCCCUGUGUGUUUAUUAAUCAGAUCUACUCUACAGGAGACAUUCGCACCACCAACUGUCAAACAUGCCAGUGUGAUAGCGGGAGGUGGCAAUGCUCUGAAAACUCCUGCCAGGCCAGAUGUCUCAUUGAAGGACAGUUUGUCACAACAUAUGAUGGCAAACGGUAUGGAGUUCCUGGUAAAUGUACAUACAUAGCAUCACAGGGCCUAAACUGGUCCAUCAAAAUUGAGUUUUCGCAAACGGAAGCUUCUUUGAAAGCUGUGUAUGUGCAGCUUUUCCAGGAAAUGUAUACAUUCACAUUAGGCAAGGUUAAAGUUGGAGACCGAGAGAUUACUGAGCUCUAUGAGUCUGAUUCAGUGCUCAUUUUCUGGCAGUCUUCAAUGUACAUUCAAGUUCAUACCACCUUUGGUUUGAAGCUUCAAGUCCACGUGUUUCCUGAAAUCCUGCUGUCCAUCACUCCACCAAAACAGCUCAAUGGCCAGAUCUCAGGUCUGUGCGGCAACAGAAACGAUGAUACCACAGACGAUUUCACCACCAGCAGUGGGAUCAUCGAGAGUUCCGCGAAGCUUUUUGCUCUGUCCUGGAGUUUGGGGGAUUGUCCAGAGGAUAUCCCUAACCCCUGCAUAAACACUGACAAUGAAAUAUUUGCAGAUGAGAAGUGCUCUGUGUUGAAUGACCCCGAUGGGAUUUUUGCCAAGUGCCAUGCGUACAUCCCAACUGAUCUGUACCACACAGCUUGCAUCCAGAGAACAUGUAACUGUGGCAACAAUCUGCUGCAGUGUUUGUGUGCUUCAUUGGGAAGUUAUGCAAAUGCCUGUGCCUUUCUGGGUGUUGAGCUUGGGGACUGGAGAAGAGCUGCCAACUGCACUCUGAAAUGUCCGAAGAACAUGGAGUUCUCCUACAAUGUUCGGGCCUGUAACAACACGUGCCGCUCCCUGUCGGGCCGCGACCCUCGCUGUGAGCUGGAAAACUCUCCAACUGAGGGCUGUGGCUGCCCAGAGGGAACCUAUCUGAACCAGGAAGACAACUGCACCCCAAAGGGGCAAUGCAUGUGUCACCACAGUGGGGGUAUGACACCACCAGGACCCAUCAUUAUUGAUGGGCAACAGUGCCUUUGUGAGGAUGGAAAGCUCCACUGCUCCAAGGACUGUGGUUGCGAAGACGGGAAGGUUUGUGUUCACUGCUCAGAGUUUCCAGAGAACACGGCUCAGAAAACCUGUGACGGCCUCAAUAAACCCUUGGAUGCCAAUGUGACCUGUGUGAGUGGCUGUUACUGCCCUCCCAAUCAGUACGAGGAUCACCAUGGGAGAUGCGUUUCCAGAAAUAGUUGCACCUGUAUGUACAGUGGCCAAGUGUUCAGUGCAGGAGAGCAAGUCAAAACCAACUGUAAAACAUGCACCUGUAUCCAGGGCCAGUGGAGCUGCACAGAUGAGACAUGCACAGGGAAGUGCCAAGUUUAUGGAAAUGGACAUUAUCAGACUUUUGACUCUAAAUGGUAUCGCUUUGAUGGACACUGUCAGUACACGCUUGUAGAGGAUUACUGCGGAUACAGAAACGGUUCCUUCUCCGUCAGAGUGGAGAGUGUGCCCUGCUGUGAUGAAGCCCUCACCUGUUCUCGUACCGUCGUUCUGGAUCUGAAGGACAAAGUCACUCUGACACUGAGUGACAUGAAGGUGACCAGACAACUCCAAGAUGGUUGGACUCUGGAGCAAGAAUCCCUUUACACCACACACUCUGUGGGGCUCUAUAUAAUAGUCUUAGUGCCCAGCAAAGGUCUAACUCUGAUUUGGGACAAGCACACAAGGAUCACCAUAGAACUCCAUCCAGACUGGAGGAACAAAGUUUGCGGCCUCUGUGGCAAUUUUGACUCCAGUGAGAUGAAUGACCUACAGAUAAGUGGCUCAGCCGUGGUGAGCAGUCCACUAGCUUUUGGCAACAGCUGGAAGACUGCCACUCCUCCUUGCACUGAUGUGACCACUGAGAUUUUUCCUUGUGAACGUAACUCGUACUGUUCUGCCUGGGCUCAGCGACGCUGUUUGAUCCUUAAGGGAGACGCAUUCAAGGAUUGUCACUUAAAGGUGGAUCCAGAGCCCUACUAUCACGCCUGUGUGCAGGAGUCUUGCUCCUGUGAGUUUGAAGGAAAGUUCCUGGGUUACUGCACGGCAGUGGCUGCCUAUGCAGAUGCCUGCAGUGAUCAAAAUAUUUGCAUAGACUGGAGGACACCUGAUUUGUGUCCUGUCUACUGUGACUACUACAAUGAGAGAGACCAGUGUAGGUGGCAUUAUGAAGCCUGUGGAACGAUGCUGACCUGUGGCAAAGACAACAAUUUCCAUCACAAAUUGGAAGGCUGCUACCCAAGAUGUCCUAAAGAGAUGCCAUACUUUGAUGAGCAUACUGGCAGAUGCACUCAACUGACGAAUUGUUCCUGCUAUUUCAAUGAAACCAUUGUCCCACCUGGAGAAGGAAUAGUUAUAGACUUUGUUUUGUGUACUUGUGAAAAUGGAACAUUCAUUUGCCCUCCCUCAACAACACCUACAACUGCCACAAGUCCCACUGAAACAACUUCUAUAAGUACAAUACUGACCACAACUACUCCUGCACCAACUACGACUUAUUCAAGCACAACACUGGAAACUACGGGUUCUACACCUCCAACUACGACUUCUUCAAGCACAACACUGGAAACUACGGGUUCUACACCUCCAACGACGACUCCUUCAAGCACAACACUGGAAACUAGGGUUUCUACACCUCCAACUACGACUCCUUCAAGCACAACACUGGAAACUAGGGUUUCUACACCUCCAACUACGACUUCUUCAAGCACAACACUGGAAACUACGGUUUCUACACCUCCAACUACGACUUCUUCAAGCACAACACUGGAAACUACGGUUUCUACACCUCCAACUACGACUUUGUCAAGCACAACCCUGGUCACGAGGGUACUGACAUCAGUCACAACUCCUGAGACUAUAACUGGACCAACUUUGUCAACCACCCAAUACUCCACAGGAAGUCAAGCGUCAACAGUACCAGAGUGUUUCUGCAGAGACCUGAAACUCAACAAAAGAUGGGCCUGUGGUGACACUUGGACAGAGGACUGUUUUGUUAAGAGCUGUGUAAAUGGGAAUAUACAGUUGACCCCGGUGGUUUGCCCAGAGCCUGUGAUUCCCAAAUGUCCCAGAAAUCGGUUGAUAAAGAUCAUGGAUGGAUGCUGUGAAACCUGGAGGUGUGACUGUCGCUGUGAGCUCUAUGGAGACCCUCACUACAUCUCUUUUAAUGGUGUAACCUUUGAUUUCCUGGAAGACUGCACCUACAUUCUGGUGGAAGAACAGUCAAAGCUGCACCACCUGACCAUUGCGGUGGACAACUUCUUCUGCGUACCAGGGCUCCCAGGCUCCUGUGUUAAGGACGUUAUCGUAAAAUAUCAGAACAACACUGCUAAACUCAGUAUCAACUAUCAGGGUGCUUCUGUUAAGGCCACUCUGAACAAUGAGACUAUACAGCCACCCUAUGAGGAGGACGGGAUAAGGUUUGAAACCACGGACUACGAAGUGUUGAUCCAUCUUCCUGAGAUCCGCUCUUUUGUCUCUCUCUCGCCGUCUUUCACCCUGGUCGUCAAUCUUGCCAUGGAGCACUUUGUCAACAACACCCAGGGACAAUGUGGUGUGUGUGGUGGUGCUUCAUGCAUCCGUAGAGGAGGACAGGUCGAGAACGACACCUGCUGUCAUAGGACGGCCUAUGACUGGGUGUACCAUGACCCUAUGAAGCCACAGUGUUUUUCUGCACCAGUAGACCUACCCUGCAUUUAUCAGGAACCCACUGGGCCCCCACCUACCUGUUCUCCAAACCCACUAUGUCAACUGUUUGAACACCCAGUGUUUGAUGACUGCAGAAAAUAUGGGGAUAUGAGUAUCAAAAAGAACUGUGAGUUUGAUUCAUGUACAACCCAAAAUGCUUCUUGCUCUUCCUUGGAACAAGGGGCUAAGGAAUGUAAACAUGCUGGUGUCUGUGUCGACUGGAGACAACUGACUAAUGGAAGUUGCGAUGUGAGGUGUCCCGAAGGAUUGGUUUAUGAAGAAUGUCGAGAUAAAAAAGAUGACUACUGCUUUGGAGGAGUCGUUAAAUUAGGGUCCAUUCUUGAAGAGACCAGCUCAGGUUGUUUCUGCCCCCCAGGACUUGUCAGAGCAGGAAGCCACUCAGAAAUAUGUGUGAAACAAUGCAUUUAUUGCAAAGGACCACUUGGAGAGCCUAAAUUUCCUGGAGAGGUGUGGGAGUCUGGUUGCCACCUGUGUACAUGUAACAGUCAGACUUUAACUGAGGAGUGUUCUCCAAAACCCGUCUUACCAACGCCUGUCUGUUCCGCAAAUGCCACCUUGGUAAACACCACUUGUUGUGGUGAUCCGAUUUGUGUCGAGAAGACCUGCAGCUACAAUGGAACCACAUACAGUUUGGGAGACAGAUGGAACGACACGACUGACCCCUGCUUGUCCUUCACCUGCACUUCAAAUGGCAUUCAGAGUGAAUCAAGAGACUGUCCCUCCAAAACUUGUCCAGAGGGCGACAGGACUGUGAACAACCAGAGCUGCUGCUUGACCUGCAACCAGACUUGUGCACCCAAGCUGAACAAAAUAAACGUCACCGUCGACAACUGCUCCACCGUCAUCGAAGUACCUGUGUGUGAUGGCUACUGUCAGUCCAAACCCUGGGUACUGGCGCAUGAUUUCCUGGAUGUCCAGCAGGAGUACAGAUGCUGCCAGGAGCAGGGGUCAGAGUACAGACUCCUGGAUUUGGAGUGUUCUGACCUCACGAUCAGAAGAUACAAUUACACGCAUGUGACCAGCUGUGAGUGCAAAGCCUGUGGGAUGUCCUGAGCAGCAACCACAACCAGCGUCUUUACUCGUUAAAAUUUGAUCCUAUUGCGCUCAAAUUGAACUGAUGAUUGGGGGAAAUAUUUCCCCUUUUUUUGCUGAAAACAAUCUAUCCACUAUCAAAAUGUCUUAAAAUAACCUAUAUCACCAAAAUGUGUAAAAAAAAUCCCUAAACGGGGUUUCGCAAAUCCCUUUUUCAUUUCUGUGCUUGUUCCAAACAUUUAGAGGCCUUUUCCCCCCAUUUAUUCUCGAGGACGUAAUUCUCAUGUUGUGUUCGGGCGCAUUUCCAUGUUACAGUCAACAACACAAAGUGCUGUUUUUGUUGUCUUUUUAAACCAAAGCAGUUACCCAAAUCUUUACUGUGAAUGUGAACUAGAGACGAGUUGUCUCCUCUGUUUAACAUAACAAUAAAGGCAAUAACUGUGUGUG
Messenger RNA from Fundulus heteroclitus (mummichog), 6345 nucleotides. Its product is annotated as mucin-19-like. Gene Ontology annotation, molecular function: protein binding. The record is from RefSeq and is a predicted model, not a curated record. Gene Ontology annotation, cellular component: extracellular matrix. The transcript is spliced from 45 exons. The coding region runs from base 58 to 5919 and encodes 1953 amino acids. Lineage: Eukaryota; Metazoa; Chordata; Actinopteri; Cyprinodontiformes; Fundulidae.